AUGGGGUUGGGAAAUGAUGGGAAAAGGACGAUGAAUGACCAGGUUCUAAAAGUCCUUGAAUAUGUUGAAAAGAAAGAGCUUACAAAUUUGUUGUCUCAAGCUCUUCAAAGAAAAGAUCAAGACAUAGUUGAAGCGGUUGCAUUGGUAGAGUAUGAAAUUGAAAAAGUAGAGAUGUCGAAAAAUUAUGCAUGGAACCGAAGACAAAAUACCGACAUCAAUAAUCAACAUCAUUAUAAAGUUGAUAUCUUCACAAUGGUUCUUGAUAUGAAACUUCAUGAGUUUUGUGAUUGUUUUAGCGAGAUAAGCAUCGAAUUGCUUAUAAAUAUGGUGGCUUUGAGUCCUUGUUACUCUUUUUCGGAAUUUGACGCAUCAAAGUUUGUGAAAUUGAGUAUGUUAUAUCCAAAGAAUUUUACGAAGGUGGAAAUGAGGAAACUUGCACAACAACUUGAUUUUUAUUAUGAUGUUGUGAAAGAAGAUGUUCAUUCUAAUUUGAAUGUAAACAUCGAUCUUUCUAGAGUCAUGAUGGAAAUAAGAGAACACAUUUCAUAUUACUUGGUAUAUCAGCUAGUAAAAUUGUCAUUAGUUUUGUCCGUUGCAACUACAACAGUAGAAAAUUGUUUUUCGGCUAUGAAGCUUGAAGUCGCAUUUGAGAAACUAGAUCGUCGAUAUUUUUUGAAUGAUUCUUUGAUUUGUGCAAUUGAAAAAGAAGAAUAG
Lactuca sativa (garden lettuce) is the source of this 714-nucleotide messenger RNA. RefSeq lists its product as uncharacterized. The record is from RefSeq and is a predicted model, not a curated record. Lineage: Eukaryota; Viridiplantae; Streptophyta; Magnoliopsida; Asterales; Asteraceae.